Molecule: messenger RNA, 1463 nt
Organism: Acanthoscelides obtectus
Lineage: Eukaryota; Metazoa; Arthropoda; Insecta; Coleoptera; Chrysomelidae
Source: the annotation of a GenBank genome assembly
AGUCGUUCUUUGGCCGCACGUACAACAACAUCAGCUCAAUAUCAGAAUGCAAGAACAACGGCGAAUGCGUAAUCAACAAGAAGAACCGCACUGCGUGCAAAGCCUGCCGACUGAGGAAAUGCUUGUUGGUAGGCAUGUCCAAGAGCGGAAGUCGAUACGGCAGACGGUCAAACUGGUUCAAAAUCCAUUGCUUGCUGCAGGAAAGGUCGCAGCAACAGCAACAGCAAAUCGGAUUGGCUAUUGGACCGCCUCAAGCAGCGCCGCCUGUUGGGUUAAUCAGGCCCCAUCCAUAUCUCAGCCCGCUCUUUGCAACGCCUACCACGACAGGACCUAUGUUCCGUGACGCAUCCAGCCGCACAUCAGAAUCCGACAGCGGCGCCUCUUCAGCCGAUCCCGAAGACGACGUCCGCUCUACCAGCACUUUAGGCUACCUAAAACCCUCCAUCUCUCCAGGUAGCGACUACUACGCCCCCAAAAAGCCAUCCCCCUCUCCAGGCAGUGACUACUACGCCCCUAAGAAACCUUCCCCCUCCCCUAGUAGCGAUUACUAUCCCUCCAAAAAGCUGUCCCCCUCCAGCGACAGCGAGUUCUUCACGCGGAAGAGACCGAAAGUGCCGCCUUCUCCAGCGUCUCUGCCUUCGGUGUCGCCCAGCGGGGUGGUGCCGAAAUGGUUGACGCCCAUUGUGGGGAUCGGCGAUCCUGCGGCCUGGAGGGAUACGUGGACCAAGGUUGUGGCAGCGACACCUGCACCCGAUCAAGAUCAGCCCAUCGACCUCUCGGUCAAAAAAGAAACGACGACUAGUAAAGACGAGGUUAGGGACGAAGUCAAAAGUGAGGAAGAUGGAGUGUUAGAUCUGACUCUAGGUAGACAGACGAUCGAUGUAGAUGGUGCUAGUAAAGGAUAAUUGUUAAUUUUUUUAGCUCAGUGACUUGUUAUGAUCAAGUGCAAAAAAUUAUGCGUGUUUUGCCAGUUUGUGUCUAUAAAGGUGUUGAUUCUAUUUCACGACUGUGUGUGACUAUGUAACGUGAUUAUUCCCAGUUUCCGAAUGUUCAAAAUAUUUUAUUGACGAACGACGUACAAGGUAUUCUGGAAGUUAGGUUUAGGAACAAUCACGCUUAAAAUAACAAAGUAAAACUGCGCUGAAAAAUUUAAAAAUGACGAGAAGCACUCACAAUUUUUUGGCUUCUUUAAUUUGCAACAUGCGGGGCUGUGUGGAGGUCACAUUUAGGAACGUUCUUUGAGGAUUGAGUGUCAAUCGAGGUUUCAAACACAAUAACGCUUCCUAGAAAAACGUUCAAGGGAGGAUUCAACGUUUGCAUUCUUAAUAGGAUGUAAGAGUUGUCACCAACGGAUUUCAAAAUUUAAAACGUUUUUAAAAUUUUCUAAACUUACACGAUUUUUACUAUUUUUAGUAUUUUUUAAAUUAAAGUUUUCAUGAUUUCAAGAUCUUUUUUCUUUAUAG